CUCCGACUAGCGUUUGUUUCACUUCGCCUCCCACGCUCAUUCCCUUCCCCAUUACAUUACCAUGUCCAUAUUAAUCGCGUCUCUGCCCCGUCCGUGAUCGAUCUGCGUCGCCAUUGUCGUAUGCAAGCAUGCAAAUCGUUGUUGCUAGCUGUACCAGAUCGAUGACAACCCAAUCUUCGCUGCCAAAAUGGAUAUGAUGUCAAACGGGCCUGCGACUUUUGCGCCUGCCGCAACUUCAGGCUCCGAUCUCCAUUCGACUACCAGUUCGACCGGCCCAACCCUCGCUGCGACAUCUACCUCUUCUUUAACCUCCCUCAAUGACUACUCCAACUUUCCCCUGAUCCGCCAGGGCGAUCGCACAUAUCUUAGAGACCCCGAAAAUAACUACCCUCUCCCCUGCGAUCUUCAGGAAAUCCAUCGUCAGACCCUGCGCUCGCUCAUGCUCAUGCGCGUGUUCGGGGGUCCAUUCUGCAACCCCCACCUCGCCGACCGUCCCCCAAAGCGGGUUCUGGAAAUCGCAUGUGGUUCAGGCCUCUGGUCCAGUAUGAGCCAUGAAUAUUUCACUCGACGCGGCCACCGCAACGUGUCUUUCCACGGUAUCGACAUCGUCUCCGUCGCCCCCGAUCUGCGCAAGAAAGGUGUUCAUUGGCAAUUUCGAAGGCACGACCUUCGGAAGCCCCGCCUGCCUUUCCCCGACGACUAUUUCGACUUUGUCUUCAUUAAGGACGCAGGAAUGUGUCCAGCUAGUCCGGCGCUGCAAGCGUCCGGGUUAAGCGAGCCACUGAGGGUGCUCAAAUCUGGCGGAAUUCUGGAAAUCUGGGACUCUGACUGGGUCUUUCGGUCCUUGCUUCCCAAUCCCGCACCCGCUCGCAAAUUGGCGUCAAGGGAACAAGAGACGGCCGAUGCGACCGCGACUUACACCUUUUCUUCCGCAACCCCAUUCACACGAGUUCAGAACAAGUUUCUCCAGGACUAUAACUCUUGGGUCGAAAAGGCCUUUGACCGACGCAAAUUGACAGCCUUGCCGUGUGCGACAAUUGGCUUGUCUUUCAACUCAGAAGUCGAUGUACUAGAGAACGUUGAUAGUCGCCGCAUCGCUAUCCCGCUAGGCGAACUACGGUGGGAACGUGAAGGUCAUGGGAAGGAUCCGGUCGGCGCGUCACGCAGACAGUUGACCGCAGAUCAAUUGUCCAUCCGGCGCACGGCCCUUUUGACCGUAGUUCAGAUGAUUGAGGGCAUGGAGCAUAUCCUCAUGGAAGCUAGCGGUAAGACCAGAGAUGAAUGGGACAGGUGGUGGGCUGCCAUGAUUGCCGAUCUGUUCCAGAAGGGAAGCCUCGCGAAUGGGGAGUGCUUGGAAGUAAGCGCUUGGUGGGGACGAAAGAAAUGAACCGUCUGUCAGUGAAGAGGAUACAAGCUCAAUUGCCGGUAAUCUGGCGAACGCGGGAAAGAAAAAAAAAAAAGACACGGAAAGCGUCGUGACCAUUGGUCUCUCUCAUAUUGGUGAUACCCCACUUUUUCUCCUUUCAGUUUUCGCAUAUAUAUAUUCCUUGGUGUAAUAUUCUUGAGAACGUGUUAUUAAGGCUCCAUGGUAUUUUGAACGGCCGGGAUCA
This is a messenger RNA of Aspergillus piperis CBS 112811, 1610 nucleotides long. RefSeq names its product class I SAM-dependent methyltransferase. The coding region runs from base 188 to 1387 and encodes 399 amino acids. Gene Ontology annotation, molecular function: methyltransferase activity. The transcript has a single exon. Lineage: Eukaryota; Fungi; Ascomycota; Eurotiomycetes; Eurotiales; Aspergillaceae. The record is from RefSeq and is a predicted model, not a curated record.